Molecule: messenger RNA, 769 nt
Organism: Arabidopsis arenosa
Lineage: Eukaryota; Viridiplantae; Streptophyta; Magnoliopsida; Brassicales; Brassicaceae
Source: the annotation of a GenBank genome assembly
GUCUUCAGCUUUCUCGUGACCCAAAGACCUCAUCUUCUUCACAAUUCAGAUUCCAAAUUUCUGAGACAAUCUAAAAUCAUUCUCUCUAAUCUCUCAACCGUGAUCAAGGUUUAUCUUGGUUCAACAACAAUGGCAGGGACUAAUGAUUCUUGUCCUUUGGUAAAGAACAUUCUUCUUCUAGACUCUGAAGGAAAGCGUGUGGCUGUCAAGUACUACUCAGAUGAUUGGACAACUAAUGCUGCCAAGUUAGCUUUUGAAAAAUAUGUCUUCUCGAAGACCUCUAAAACCAAUGCUCGCACAGAAGCGGAGAUCACACUGUUGGAAAAUAAUAUUGUUGUCUAUAAGUUUGCCCAGGAUCUGCAUUUCUUUGUUACGGGAGGUGAAAAUGAAAACGAGCUCGUCUUAUCAUCUGUUCUUCAAGGCUUUUUUGAUGCUGUUGCAUUACUUCUGAGGAACAAUGUUGAAAAGAUGGAAGCUCUUGAAAACUUGGAUCUCAUCUUUUUGUGCCUUGAUGAGAUGGUUGAUCAAGGGAUGGUACUCGAAACAGACGCCAAUGUUAUCGCGGGAAAAGUAGCAAUGCAAAGCGCAGAAGCAAGUGGUUCACUCUCUGAACAGACAUUAACUCAAGCAUUGGCAACAGCUCGGGAGCACCUUGCAAGAAGUCUUCUUACAUAAUUUUCAUCGUGGGAGAGAAAUGGUACAUUCAUGAGCCAUUUUUACCAUAUCUGAAAUGGUUGCCGAUCAUUAGAAAUCAAAUCCUUUUUGACUU